ACAUCGUAACCGUAAGCGUUACCGAUUGAGUAGAUUUGGAUAACUGGAGUUUGCCUCCCCAAUUCAAUCAACUGUGUUUGGAACGUCGCCAUUCGAUUGCAUUAUUUUGUAUAUAAAAUGAAUUGUGAUUUUCAGUGUUAUUUAUAAAUAGCCCAAGACAUAGAUAUGGAGAUGAUAAUUAUUAAUAAGUAACACUAUAACUGCUUGACCCCAAUAUACGAAUGGAAUCUGUAAAAAGGCAAAGAAAAACAAAUUCAUUUACCUCAACAAUGCAUCCGCCAGGUUCAGUUUUGAUUAUGCUGGUUGGGUGAAAGCAUUUAAUUCCUUUGUGGAGAUGGAUCGAGAAGUACCAAGUGUUCCCAUCACCACAUUGGCUGGGGUUGCAAGUCUCACAGACUUGCUCCCUGAAAUGCCUUUACCUACCCCAUCGCCACAAUCUUUGGGUAAUAAGUCACUAUUAUUCCACCCAAGAGUAGCUGAAGAAGCACAAAAUCUGCUGGGAAUCCAAGAUGAAGUUUUGAUCCCUCAACUCAUUCAGUCACUCAUUCAAACAUCUGCGGAGCAUAUCGAUGUCAAAGAUAAUUAUGCUGCUUCUGACCUUGGUCUGGAACAGCAUGAAGAAAUGCCUUUGUUACUUAAAGCAAUGUUGAGUGCUAAUCCAUCUGUGUUCAGCGGUAUACCAGUAUCCCAGCAAAAUCAUGUUAGUCAAUCUGUUGCGGUGGCAAAUAAUCAAAUCGUGGCAUCGAAACUAAGUAACCAACUUCAACAAUCGACAUCAAUGCCAUCACAAACGCCUCAGCCUGCAAUUGAGAAACACCAAUCUACGCCUCAAAAGCAGUUAGCGCAACCAAUCACCUCUUCUGUGCCUCAAAACCAAAUCUCGUUGGCCGCACCUCAAAAACAACCUCAAGGAACUCAGCAGCAAAUACUGUCCUCUGCUCCUCAAACCAGUAGCGGAAGUUUGCAGGAAAAACCAACUUCUCCUUCGCCAGCUGCAAAAGCUCCUGAGAGUACCUCAAAUCCUAGGCCAUCUGUCAUCACUGAGUUGAAAAAUAGUUCUACAGUGCCUGUUAAUUGUAAAAAUUCAGCUUCUGUGAAUUUUCAAUCGUCUGUAAAUAAUGCUAAUGAAAUUUUGCCAGAAGUAAACCAGUCGCUUAAAGAACCACAAUCAAAUGUUACAACUGAACAACUUAGGCAAUUAAGAAGACCACCAAGAGGUGUAUCUUGUUCUUCGCCUCAACAAAGUACCGAAGCACCUUCAGUUUCACCUGUCCAGUCAAAUUUAGAAUGUAACACGAGGAGUUCCAGAGCAAGAGCUAAAUCAAAACAGGAUGCUUCCCAUUCAGACAAUGAAUCGCUCAAAUCUCCACAAUCAAUCACAACAAAUGGAGCAAUAACAAAAGAGCUUCAACCUGAAUGUGAUCCUAGUAAAUUGGAAGAAAAGAGUACAGAAAUGCUUUCUACGUGUAUGAGGUAUCCCAUAGUUAAAUUAGCGAAGUUAUCAAACGAAGAUCAACAACAAAUAAUGGAGAGUUUAACGAAGUUUGCUGAAAAUAAACCUAAGCUAGCUAAAGAUCUGGGCAUUGUACCUGAACUUAUAAAAGACGAUGAUGUAAAGAAAAAGGAAGAUGUGAAGAAAAAAGAAGGCAAUAGCUCUGGGUCAGAAGAUGACGACCUUCCCCUGAAAAGAAAAGACAAAAAGAAAACCACUCCAGAAAGUGAAGAAGAAGAUUAUGUACCUGAUACCUUCUCAGCCCUUGUUGGUAGUAGAAAACGACGGAGAGAGCCAGUCGUUGAAGAACAAACAGAAACAUUUGUUUCCAAACCGAAGUUGAGACGUUUAGAAAAGAAGUUUGUGCCAGUUUUAGAAAAAUUAUCUCAAGAGGAAUUGAUGGAAACCAAUACAUUUCUAAGGUUUAACAAAUCAAUAGAACAUGUGCUGAAAUCAGCAGAAGAAAUAGAUGUUACGGAAAUAAAUGAUGACGGGAUCAUUCAGGAUGAACACUUAUUGAGUAGGAUAAUCAUGCAAGAGUUGUGUACUGAAGCGGCUAAAUUGAAAAUAUUAGGUGCAAUGGAAUCCAUCCCGACUGAUCGACUGGUUAGGUUAUUAGGAGUAUUGGAAAUUAACAUUAGAGGAGGUGAUAAAGUUUCACCGAUAACAGAUGAAGAUAGUGAAAGUAUAAGACAGUAUUGGCAGGAGACAGCAAUGGAAAGGGUAAUGGGUGCCGCAGAUGCCUGUUUGGUGUGUUUGUACAUAAUGACCUCGCCUAACAUGCCAAAAAGGGUGUAUAUAGAGGAAGUAAUCGACAGGGUGGUUUUGUUUAUAAAAUAUCAUUUGCAUAACACAAUAUUUCCGAGUUUCGAUUCCACUUAUAGGCUGGAUAACAAGAAGAAAGAUGGUAGAAGAAAGAAAGCAUCUGUUUCUGAAAAGGGAAUACUUCACUUGUACACUAAAAUAUCAGAGUUGGUCAACCUUCUUGCGGAACUGCUUAAUAUACAAGUUUUAACAGAUACAUCAGUGUUGCAUGCUUCUUCUAUGGGUGUAUCUCCAUUUUUUGCCGAAAAUGUUAGCGAUCUCCAGUUGGCUUGUCUGAAAUUAGUAACAACGAUAUUUACCAGGUAUGAAUCACAUCGAAGAUUAUUAUUGGAUGAUAUCCUAGCCUCAAUUGCCCGUCUUCCAAGCACCAAACGUAGUUUAAGAACGUAUAGACUGAACAGUGAAGAGCAUAUACAAAUGUUGACAGCUCUGGUUUUACAGUUGAUUCAGUGUGUUGUUGCUUUACCUGAUAAUUUGACAGUUGAUACUCGCGAUCCCUUUGAACAGGCUAAAGAUAAUGUUAAAAACGAAGUAGAUAAGGAUGUUCUUAUCUGUAAUAAUAUAGAAAAAGCCCGAUCUAUAGCUGGAACAUUUCUUGCGGUGUUUCUGAAUAAAUGUGGUAGCAAGAAUGAGGAUAUCGAUUAUCGCCCUUUGUUUGAAAAUUUUGUUCAAGAUCUUUUGUCAACAGUUAACAAACCCGAAUGGCCAGCUACUGAGCUUCUGUUGAGCUUGUUGGGUUGUAUGCUAGUUGGCAAUUUUUCAAAUAAAGGGACAGAUAUGUCUCUGAGAGUAGUAAGUUUGGACUAUUUGGGUGUUGUUGCAGCAAGACUCAGAAGGGAUAGUGUUAUGUCCAGAUGCAAACUUAAUACGAUUGAUCAAAUGAUAAAAGACAUCAAAAAUGAAGAAUCAAAGACUAAAGAUGAGACUUCUACCAAGAAAAAGAAAUAUUCAGAAGACACAGAUGAGGAAAGAACUAUAUUUCUGCAGAAAGUUCUGUUGGACUUUCUGUCAGUUAAAGCUCAGAGUGAUCAAUCUUAUAAGUACGCAAGACAUUUCUAUAUAUCCCAGUGGUACAAAGAUGUGGUCAAUGAAAAAAUGCAUUUGGCAUCGGGUAACAAAGGCAAUAGGAAAAAUAACGUGUACAAAUCCAAAAGACGAGACAAUUCAGAUGAAGAGUUGACUGAUGAUGAUCAAAAGGAAUCUGUGAAUCAGGAAAAUGCAGAAAAAUUCAAACUUUUGGACGAACGUAAGAAGUUUCUGAUAUCCAAAAUCAAACCCUUUCAGGAAGCCAUAUCAUCUGGGAAUAGAGUACAAAUAUUUCAAACCUAUAUCGAUUAUACUAGUGCCGAACUAAUAGCUCAAUAUUUAGCUUCGAAACGGUUCUUCUGCCAAAGUUUUGAUAAGUAUCUCAAAGCUAUUCUCAUAGUUCUAAAAGAAACCUCAAUAGCAAUAAGAACCAAAGCUAUGAAGUGUCUCACCAUGAUUGUGGAAGCUGACCCAAGUGUCUUGGGUCGCCACGACAUGCAAAUGGGGGUCAAUCAUUCUUUUCUUGACCAUUCAACGUCGGUACGCGAAGCAGCUGUAGAUCUGGUUGGUAAAUUCGUUUUGAGCCGUCCUGAACUGAUAGAUAAGUACUAUGAGAUGUUGUCUGCUAGAAUACUUGAUACAGGUGUAAGUGUAAGAAAAAGGGUCAUUAAAAUAUUGAAAGACAUAUGUAUCGAAUGUCCUGAUUUUCCUAAAAUACCAGAAAUUUGUGUGAAAAUGAUCAGGAGGGUUAACGAUGAAGAAGGUAUCAGAAAGCUGGUCAUGGAGGUAUUUCAAAAUAUGUGGUUCACACCAACCAAAGAUACUUCCUUGCUGAGAAAAGUGAUGAAUAUUACUGACGUUGUGGCAUCUUCCAAAGACAUCGGUUUGGAAUGGUUCGAACAGCUCCUGAUCAGCCUCUUUAAACCUAAAGAGGACAAAGAGGAUUCUACAAAAGUUCAGUCUGAACCACCCAAAGCAUUGCUGCUUGCAUGCAGACAAAUAGUGGAUUGUUUGAUAGAAAAUGUAUUGCGUUUAGAAGAAACAAACGAUAACUCAUCUGCCUCACAAAGACUUGUAGCCUGUUUGACCACACUCCAUCUUUUUGCCAGGAUUCGUCCACAGCUUCUCGUUAAGCAUGCAAGUACCCUCCAACCUUAUCUUGGUUUAAAAUGUCAGUCUUCUGGAGAUAUUGAGAUAAUCACAAGUGUUGCAAGAAUGCUGGAAAUGGUUGUUCCAUUAAUGGAGCAUCCAAGUGAUUCCUUCCUAGCACAAUUGGAAGAGGACUCGAUCAAACUGGUGUUGAAACAAACUCGUCCUAUUGUUAGCAGCUGUUUGUCGUGUUUAGGAUCCAUCAUUAAUAAAGUAACUAGAAAUUUCAAAUUAAUCAGGGAUAUCUUCAAGAAAUAUUAUCAGAACCUAGUAUGUUACAAACAACAAUUGGAUACGGAUUAUGAGAAAUAUGUUAAUAACAUGUCGACUAGACCUACUGUGAGAAGAUCGUUUUUUAUAGUUGGUUUACUUCUAUGUCAUUUUAAUUUCAAAGACCCCGAAGUUGUAGGUGAUUUAGAUCAUGAUAUCAAAGAGCAGGUGUAUCAACUAAUGAUGUAUUAUCUUCACUUGGAAGAUCAAGAUAUCCAAAUGAACACUUUGAAAGCUUUGGGUAGCAUAUGCAUAAGACAUUAUGAAUUUAUGUUGGAGAACGAUCUCAAAAUGUUCUAUCAUAAUGUGUUGGUAUCCCCUGAAGCUUCAUGUGGUUUGAAAACACAAGUACUUUCGAAUAUAGAGAGUUAUUUGGUUGAAGAAGAAAAUCGAAUGGUGCAACAAAAUUUGGAAUGGGACAAAAGGUCGAAGGAAGAAAAUUUGAAGGAGAUGGGAGAUGUAUCUUCUGGAAUGGCUAGUACAAUUAUCCAGAUAUACCUCAAAGAAAUUUUACAAGCAUAUUUGCACACAGAUUUAUUGGUUAGGAAAUCAUGCCUCAAAGUUAUUCAGUUGGUUUUCAAUCAAGGUUUAGUUCAUCCUGUUCAGGUGGUGCCCUGUUUAAUAUGUAUGAGUACUGACGUGGAAAAAUCAGUAUCACAUACAGCUGAUAAAUUAUUACAGGAUAUCGAAUCUAGAUAUCCUGGUUUUACACAUACCAAAGCUACUUUUGGAAUACGACUGUCGUACCAAUUGCAAAAAAUGUUACAAGGGGAAACUGUGAUAAGGGGUUGUAAAGUUAAGGAAUCUGGGGAAUAUCCAGCUGCUUUAAAUGGUUUUUUAUAUUCUCUUUUGCGCAAUAUUAGACAACAAAGACGUGCCUUAAUACUUAAUAUCUUGAAGCAGUUUGACGAGCAUGCAAGAACGACGUUAUCCUUUAUGCUCUAUCUGGCUGAUAACCUGGCUUACUUCCCCUAUCAAGUGCAAGAUGAGCCGCUAUUUAUUGUACAUCACAUCGAUAUAAUGAUCUCAGUCUCUGGUACUAAUUUAUUACAAUCUUUCAGGGAGGGUCUUAUAUUAACCGAUAACCAAAAGAUGACAUUGCAAACGGAAAACGGUGAAAUAGUAAGCAAUAGUAUAUCUGCCCUAGAUGAAGAUGAUGAUGAGGAAGAUGCCUUAGUCAGUAGAAUGCCUGAAGACACUUUACAUUUGCAAUCAUGUAUGACAGCGGCUCAGGGUUGCUUGCUUCUGCUUAUGUUAAAACAACACAUCAAAGAAAUUUAUGGCCUUAGCGAUAGUAAGAUACAGCAAUAUUCUCCAACAGAAGCAGCAAAAGUUUAUGAAAAAAGCAUAACGAGGAGGAAUAAUUCUAUGUUCAAUCCUAAAUCGACGUUACAGAAAUUGAAACAAGGAGAUCUACCCGAGUAUUUGGAUGAGGACGGCAGGCGGGAUCUUAUAACGCAGUAUUUAGAUUUCAAACGAUUGAUGUUGCAACUUGAUCCAGACGAUUUGGAUGAUGAAGAGAAUAAGGUAGUGCCCAAUAUUGCUAAUAGCCUUACUUUAGUUACUACAGGCAACAAUACACCACAAUCUUCAGUUCUUACGCCAUCAGAUCAGAUGGCGUUGGAAAAUUUCAAGGAUACGACCCCUACUACGCCAAAAGUGCCCAAAUUGGUGAUAUCUAAUCGAAGACUUGACAGUGAAACAAAACGUUCACGGACCCAAAGAGUUUCGGAAAAAACUAAAAAACAUAGGCAUAAAAAGAAACGGAGAAAAUAUGCCAAUUCAUCAGGGGAUGAUAGUGAAAAUGAUUUCAGUGACCCAGACUUUCUGGCCUAGCCCUUGGACACUUUAAUUGGUGCCGUGUACAGUAGUUAUGUAAGGAUGAUGAACUACAAAUUUAUAAACUUUUAGGAUGUUUUAUAUCAAUUUGGUUGAAAAAUUAAUAAUGGUUAAUAUGUUUAGUUGAUGAAUUUUCUUAUAUGUGAAGAUUAUUGCAUUCACUAGGUUGUGCUUAUUGUGUCGAUGGUGAAUGCAAUAAACUUCACUGCUGGUUUUUGUAUAAUUUUCUUACUCCUUGUUUGUUUUUUAAUAACUGAUUCAGGGGAUAGAAGCUGAUACAAAACAUUUCUCACAAUUAUGCUUUCGCCUUCAUGAUAUAGACCAAAACUAAAACAAUAAAGUCAAUUAUCCAUCUCAAAUAUGACAUUUUUCAUUAUUGUUGAAAAACGAUUCUGAUUCCUAUUAUUGUACAAAGCAAUAUUUGGAGAAAUACCAAAAACUAAUACACAUACUCUUGCAACAAAAAAUAAAACUACUAAUAUACCAAAUCUUUAAUUCUGAUAAAGAUGAUUUUUCCACAUUACAAAUAUUAAUUUAAAUACAUAAUACCAAUAUUGAUUCAAAGUUCAUCACAUUUUUUCUAAUCAACAGUUCUUGUUAAAGUGGCAAUUCAAAAUUUCAAUGAAAAUUAGUCCAUACCUUUAUUUUAUGAAUAAUUUUUUUGUUGAACUGUUGGGAUCUUUUUUUUUAUCGCCUGCCACUCCAUCUAGUCAUUUUUCGAUGGGAAUAUUUCAUAAGUAUUAAAUUUCCUACAGAAUUAUGAAAUAAGAUUGUUUUUUUCUAACAUUUCAAGAGUAAAAAUAUAAAACAAGUAGUAUUUUUCAAGCAUAAUUGUGAGGAAAAUCAACUGAUGUAAUAUAAUACUAGCAGCUUUUCUACUUUAGAGUCUAAAUUGUGUUAAGUGAUUAAUAAUUUUUCAAACACUUUAAUGAAAUAAAUAUUCAACAUAUUUAUUUCUUAUAUCUUCGACAAACCAUGUGAAUGAAUAAUUUUGUAAUGUUAUUUUUAUACAAAGAGAAUUUUCCGAAAUAGUGAAAUUCUGCAUGUCCCUUUCUCCAAAUGUUAAUUUCAUUUAUGAAUGUUACUCAAUCUAGUAAUUUGUUUCCUCUUGUUUUUUUUGUGUUUUACUGUUUUAAGUAACCUGUAUAUAAACUAGUGAACAGAAAUCAAUCAAUACUCAAUGUACAAAAACUGAAGGAUUUUAGACCAUUUUGAAGAGUGCAUUUCCACCAGAUAAUUUUGAAUGAUAUCCUAAAGCAAUAUCCUAUUCUUUCAUAAUGAUGUGUAAGUGGUGUUUACAUAUAACGGGAAUUUAAUUUUUCUGAACAACUGUUUUGAAAGAACGGACUUUGUUAGAUGUAAUAAAGAUUCUAUGACAUCAGGGACGGCCCUUGAUAGAUAUCAAGGUGAAACUACCGCAUCUUCUUCCAACAUGUGAUAUUGUAAUUAAGAAUAAUCAUGAAGUUUCACUACAAUCUAGUCAAAGUCAUGAUAAAAAUUUGUCAAUUCAUAUGAUUAUUAUUAGAUUCUACUAAUUAUGAUGUUCUUUGAAUGUUUAUCAUGAUUUAUUUGUGCUCUGAAAAUUAUCAACAAUUUUCUGUUUAAUUGUUAAUUUAUUCAUUUUGUUUGUUUGCUACAUUCAACAAUUUCUUAAUUGAAUUUCACCAAGUAUGAGUUUCACUUAUAAUUUCUUUAUUUUAAUAAAUAAUUAAUUUUCACUCUAUGAUUUUCUCUAUUUCUCAUCACAGUCGGGUAUAUUGAAAUAUCAAGCAAUAUAGUAGAAACCAAAAAAGGUGUGAUAUUCUAUACAUAUUAAAUAUAUUUUGUAGCAUAUUCACUAGGUGUGCGGCUAUUUAAUUUUUAAACAAUUGGUGUUUAUUCAUGAUCCUCAAAUGAAUGUUUUCCCUGUCUCCUAAUGUUUAUUCCACAUUUUCAUGGAAUAAGAUUUAGAUGUUAAUAAUACAAGCUUUUCUAAACUUUUUUAAUAUGUAUUUUUCGAAGAAAUGACUGCCAUUUGAUGUACAAAAUUUUGUUUUAUAUGAAGAAUUGUGAGUGUUGAUUGGUUUUUAAGAAAAUCAGUAUUAUUUGAUAUGAAAAAGAAAACCAAACAUAACUGUUUCAAUUUUCUGUGAAGACGAGUAAUUUUCAAUUGUCAUCCUCAAAUGUUCAAAUACACUUUUAUAAUAAUGUUCAUCAAUUUAAUUGACACUGAAGAUAAAUUUAGAUCAUUAAUGAUUUUGUUUUACACAUAUGCUUGGAAUCAACCUCAAACAAUUUUUUUACUAAUAGAAAAUUAUUUGUCAUCAAAGAAUAUUGCCUUCGGAAUGAUCCAGAUAUAAUUGUAAAAUAAAUUGUAUAUAAUAUUUUCUAAAAGGUCCAUUUAUGUGCAAAGAUAUUUUGAACAAUUUUAGCAUAGAUUUCAAUGCACUAUUUUUGGUAUAAAAUUGUCUUUUGAAAUUUCAGACAUUUGUCAGCUUAUGUAAAUAGUGGAUUAUUUGUAAAUUAGAGAAUGCUGUUUGAUUCUAUUUAUUCUGAGUGAGAUAUGCAAUAUUAUUUCUGCUAUUAACGUUUAAUAACUUCAAGCCUAAGGAUGAGAUGUCUUCCAUAGGUUCUUUAGGCGGUUACACGGGUCUUAUUAGCACUAAAAACGAAGAUCGGAAACAAUAAAUGAGGUUCAACUAUAAACGGCGCGUUUUCGAAUAUCAACAUGUGUAUAUAAAUUGCGGUCAAUAUGUAUAUUGUGUUAAGUUAUGAAAAUUUUAUAAAUCUUAUUCGCAGAUGUCUGAAAUUGGUCUAUAUGGACAAUUUUACUUUUUUUAAUCGAAUGAAUGUUGCAGGUUAUUUAAAGUAGGUAAAUAUUAUCGUCAGAAAUUAGAUUUGUAUAAAAUCUGUCAAUAAUUGUUUAUUUCUGGUCACAUUUGUGGUAGCAGAAGUAUGAGUUGACCAAUUAUAAUACAAUUGUUCAGAGUUAUUUCCAAUGUAAAACGCCACCUUUGUAUUUAAAUAAAUUUAUAUUUGUAGA
Harmonia axyridis is the source of this 9623-nucleotide messenger RNA. It is a transcript of the gene Nipped-B, whose product is annotated as nipped-B protein. Lineage: Eukaryota; Metazoa; Arthropoda; Insecta; Coleoptera; Coccinellidae. Gene Ontology annotation, biological process: establishment of protein localization to chromatin; replication-born double-strand break repair via sister chromatid exchange; establishment of mitotic sister chromatid cohesion. The coding region runs from base 335 to 6598 and encodes 2087 amino acids. The record is from RefSeq and is a predicted model, not a curated record. Gene Ontology annotation, molecular function: chromatin binding. Gene Ontology annotation, cellular component: Scc2-Scc4 cohesin loading complex. The transcript has 19 exons.